AUGAGAAAGAUCCAGGGCGAGGUGAAGUUGGUAGGAGAUGAGGAGGCAGUAGAGCAGCUCCUGGAAGCGGAUUAUGCAGAGGCGGAAGGCGAGGUAGACCGGACUGAUCCGUUAGGUCUCGAGAAGGGCCAAGUAGUAGAGAUUUGGCCGACUGAUUCCGGGUCGGACCAUCGCGACAAAGGAGAGUUGGUUUCGAUCAACGUGAAAGAAGUGGUACUCGAGCCUGAGGUGCCUGGUGGGAAGGGGUGCUUUGAGACUUCAUUGCCCAAGAAUCAACUUCAGGAUCGCACCAGCGGCAGG
This is a messenger RNA of Cyphellophora europaea CBS 101466, 300 nucleotides long. RefSeq lists its product as uncharacterized. NCBI's taxonomy places the organism in Eukaryota, Fungi, Ascomycota, Eurotiomycetes, Chaetothyriales, Cyphellophoraceae. The transcript has a single exon. The annotation marks the transcript as partial. The record is from RefSeq and is a predicted model, not a curated record.